This is a messenger RNA of Brassica oleracea var. oleracea, 1168 nucleotides long. Its product is annotated as probable E3 ubiquitin-protein ligase DTX3. The transcript is spliced from 6 exons. Lineage: Eukaryota; Viridiplantae; Streptophyta; Magnoliopsida; Brassicales; Brassicaceae. The record is from RefSeq and is a predicted model, not a curated record. The coding region runs from base 238 to 849 and encodes 203 amino acids.
ACAAGCUUCGUCUGCGACACGUGUAACGAUCUUAGUUGAUACAACGACCGCGUUCAUUUGCCGUUUCUCUCCUUCCUCCUUCGUCUCUCUCUCUCUCUCUCUCUGGAAAAAGGAUCGUGCAACAUUUCAAAAACCCUAGAUACACAAAAAGAGAUUCGGUUCCUAAUCCUCUCCGGAGAUUCUCCUCGAUUGAAAUUGAGAUCACGGUACAAAGGUUGUAAAACUCUGUGUUGAGAGAUGAGCUCACAAGAGUCGAGAGCAAGCCGAGGAAUUCGACGGAGGAAAGCUGUGAUUGAUCUCAAUGAGGUUCCCAGAGAUCACGAAGGGACGACCUCCGCUUCUGUGAGAGAAGCUCCUACGGUGGUGCCUAGUGGCGGGUCUGUACCUUCUCAGCCUGUUCCUACCAUGAUUGAUGUCGAUGCUAUUGAAGAUGAUGUUAUUGAAUCAUCCGCAAGUGCUUUUGCUGAAGCUAAGAGCAAAUCAGCAGGUGCACGUCGGAGGCCGUUGAUGGUUGAUGUAGAGUCAGGUGGUACGACUAGAUUGCCUGCCAACGUAAGCAACAAACGGAGAAGGAUUCCUCCUAAUCAACCUGUCAUCGACUGUGAGCAUGUCCCUGUAGAUGUGAGAGAGUCUAGCCCAAAGCCUCCUCCACCACCACCAGAGGAGCCAAAGUUUUCUUGUCCGAUCUGUAUGUGCCCGUUCACCGAGGAGACGUCAACCAAAUGCGGUCACAUCUUCUGCAAGGGAUGUAUAAAGACGGCAAUAUCUCGACAAGCCAAGUGCCCUACUUGUAGGAAAAGGGUGACUGUUAAAGAGCUGAUUCGAGUAUUCCUUCCAACCACCAGAUGAAUUGUACAUCAAACAAUCACCUUGUCUAACAGCUAAGCCUCAAUUCGCUUUGGAACAUUGGAGGGACUUCAGUGACUUGGCGUUUUAGUUUGAAUGUUUCACUUUAUUGGAAGAGAAAUAUUCAUUGUUUAAGAAGGCCCCCUUUCAUUUAAUGGAUAUCAUUGGUAAUAUCGGAUUUGUUUGUUUCCUAGUUGUUGUUUUAUGUAAUUUAUGUCUCUGCAAACUGCUCAGAGGAUGCCUUACUCUCUCUGAUAGAUGAAAAAUAUAUAUAUGGAAGAAACAAAAUUUGAUACUGAAUCUCAACUUUGUUGUUGCUUCC